Messenger RNA from Drosophila miranda, 780 nucleotides. RefSeq lists its product as uncharacterized. Lineage: Eukaryota; Metazoa; Arthropoda; Insecta; Diptera; Drosophilidae. The coding region runs from base 154 to 651 and encodes 165 amino acids. The record is from RefSeq and is a predicted model, not a curated record. The transcript is spliced from 6 exons.
CAGUUAUUGAAGUUGAGGUUAGGUAUAUACUUAGUCAAUUUAGAAGCACCAACGGAGCUGGAAAAGUUUUCGGUAGAAGACUUUGAACGGAAAGCCGUUGCCCUGCCAUAUAGGGAGAACUAGUUUUAGUUCCGUUGUUGCAUUUUCCAUAGUAUGGAAAAUACAACAUUCAACAACAACAAUCAAAAAAUUCGCCGUUUAAUCUUUGAUGCAGAGCAACCUGUGCCAGAAGAACAGCAAAUUUCGCUUCCGGCAGAGCGCCGACUAAUGGCUGCGAUUUCGAGUCUUGAAAAGAAAGUUGAUGCUUCGAUUUCUAGUCUUGAAAAGAAAGUUGAUGCUUCGAUUUCUGGUCUGGAGAAGAAAGUUGAUGUUCUGUCUGAAACAUUGGCGGAGGUGGUGGCUCUGCUCAAGCUUCAGAUCAAAAAAGAGCCUGACGUAGACAAUUUCGUAAAAUUUCCGAUACAGUCGACGAUGGAGUUGGAGCAUUUAAACUCUAUUAUAACUCCAGAGCUGACCGAUUUUUAUAUCAACAAAUUACGGAACUUAAUGGGGACGAGCACAUCGAUGGCAUGCAGCUUAAAAAAUGUGCUGGACGCGAAGCUCAUUUUCGAAUACAACAUAGACGGUACUUCGGGGAAGAGCUCGCUAUAAAAUUGUAAAGAAUUUUACAAUGUCCAGGAAUCGGCGGUGAAGAUGAAAAUACCCGACGAGCCAGCAGACAAAGUGAUUCGGAAGGCUAUUCACAACAUUAAGAAUAGUCAUUUUCAGAAGACCUCAAGG